Molecule: messenger RNA, 2013 nt
Organism: Electrophorus electricus (electric eel)
Lineage: Eukaryota; Metazoa; Chordata; Actinopteri; Gymnotiformes; Gymnotidae
Gene: ckap4
Product: cytoskeleton associated protein 4
Source: RefSeq, a predicted model, not a curated record
CUGGGUUCAGCCUACAGUAGACGUUUCGUCUGCUGAAUUAGGAAACAGUGCAUUUAUCAACCGUGCUGGUUCAGACUUCAUUUGGGCUAUCGUUGCUUCUCCGUGGUUUAGAGCUUCAAGCUGCUCACAGCGAUGGGACGGCCCUUCUUUGCAUACCAUGACACGAGUCCGCCAGCGGACACGACACGCUCCGUGAUACGUUGAAUCUCUGCCCGUAUCCAAAGACUAUUCUAGUUUUAACAAAGCCUGUAACAUUGCAGUAUUUGCGAGAAAUCGGUAACGACAUGCCUACGAGAAACAGGAAUAAGAAUACUAACUCAAACGACAAAAACCUUGCAAACCACCAAGAUGACGUGGCAAAGAAGAGCCCGAAAAUCAGUAAGGCGGACUGCACACCAGUUUCGAGUUCUAGGUCCGGAUCAGGGAAGUUUAGUAAGUUUCUAACCGCAUUGUGUUAUUUCGGUUUAAUCGCUGGAGUGGGUUUCGCAUCUUUUUAUCUCCAGCAAGUACUAUCAGAGGUCGACCAAAUCAGGUUACGAAAUGAAGAAUCGAUACAGAAGAACGCCGAAGUGGUCCAGAAAGUAGAACGUGCUCUUCAACAGGUGAAUGCUAUGAGCUCUUCCGUGGAGAGACUGGAAGCUGCAGUGGGCCGUGCCCAGGCUGACCUGGAAGAUACCAACCGGGCUUUGCGGAAGGGGGAGGUGGAGACACGUCGUGUCGAAGAAGUGCUCCAGAAACUCCAAAAUGAAAUCCUUCGUGACCUCUCAGAGGGAAUCCGUGAAGUGAAGGAAGCGCGGGAGCACGAUUUCUCCUCGCUGGAGCGAACACUGGAGGAACGCCUGGCCGAGCUGAGCCGCUCGAUAAGUGACAGCGUGGCAGAGUUUGCUGAGGCGCAGGGUGAAGCACAGGCCCAGCUCAGUGAGCUCAGAGCCAAGAUGGAGGAGCACAGCGAACCUGGUCUCCUUAAGCACGAACUCCUGUCAAUUACCACAGCGAUGGCUGACCUCCACACUGCCAAUGAGGUGGCAGAGGGCAACAUGGGUGUGCUCAGGGAGCAGAUCGUGUCAGUGGGCAUGGAGCUGCAGACCAGGAACAAGGAGGUGGCAUCGUUGUCUGAAGAGAUUGAGGCAGUGAGGUCUCUGGUUCAGAGCACUGCUGGACAGUUGAGACAGGAGGUGUCUGCAGCCAAGUUCAGCAUGCAGGACAUGUCCGACCGGGUCCAGAGCCUUCAGGAUGGGCAGCACCAGGCCAGCGAGAGCUUCCAGAGCUUCCAGAUGGAGCUGAGAGGAGAGCUGGCCAAGGUCGAGAAGAGAGGAGACGAUCUGGAGGUCAGGCUGAAGGCUGUAGAGGACAACACGAGAGACCAGGUGUCCUCUGCCGCAGAGCAGGCAAGCAGACUUGAGGCCCUACUCUACAAAUAUGACUCUCACGAGAGCGUUCUUGCUGCCCAGGGUCAGGCAGCUGAGAAGGUGAAACAGGUGCUGAAGGAAGAGCUGGAGGGUCUGAGGAGUAGCAUGGGGGAGCUCCAGGCUCACGUUGCCACUCUGGAGGACACUAACAGCAGGCUGGAAGCAACCGAGCACAGGCUGGCUGCUCUGGAAGAUGAAAAGCCAGUGUUGCAAGCAGAGGAGCAUGAAAGCCAUACGCAGGAGGAAUUUGAGUACAUUGCAGAGAAUGAGAAUGCUGUUGAGAGUGAGGACACGGUACAUAAAGAGGAGCCAGAGGAAGAGACCACAGCAGAGGAGGAAGUUGAGGAUGAGGCAGUAACAGAGGAGGUAGUUGAGGAAGAGGAGGGGCAGUGAAUAAAGGGUUGUGUAUUGUCAUCUUGUAGGGGAAUAAGGUAAGCUGUUGUUAAAAGCAGAGUCAAGUGGACUGAUUUUGUGAAUUUGAGAAAUACACUGCUUGCACUGUAGUUUUUUUCACCUGUUUUUGUUAAUACACAUCCUACAAACCCAACCCAUGUUUUGAAUGUGUCAUGAUUGCUGUUUUUUCCAAUAAAAUAUUUAAAACAUU